Lates calcarifer (barramundi perch) is the source of this 7832-nucleotide messenger RNA. RefSeq names its product IgGFc-binding protein. The coding region runs from base 2207 to 7189 and encodes 1660 amino acids. NCBI's taxonomy places the organism in Eukaryota, Metazoa, Chordata, Actinopteri, Centropomidae. The transcript is spliced from 12 exons. The record is from RefSeq and is a predicted model, not a curated record. Gene Ontology annotation, molecular function: protein binding.
UGGGGGUGGAAGGGGUGAGGGGAAGUGGUGGUGGUUUAGGGGAGAGUAACAUCAUGUUGAAACAUCAAGAUAAAAACAAAAUGAGUUUGAACUUUAGUGAUAUCCACUGGCAUGUGCGAGGUACAAAACCAUUCCUACAAACUCCCAAGGUCAAGCUUAAAGCCAGUGGUAAAAUAUUUAAUCUUGGCACAGAGUGGCAUGUUUAUCAAAACCAUUCUUAUUUUUCCCAAAACUUAAAAACCCUUUCGGUAAACUCCCCUAAUUCCUGUUUUCCAAAACUUUGCUGAGUGUGCUUCCCAUUAUCGCAGGAUGGGUUACACUCACCAAAAAAAUGCUGAAGGUCUCAUGUUGUUUUGACUUGCUACAUGUGAGUGGAAUGAAGGAUGCACUCACUAAAAACUUAGUGAAUCACAUUAAUUGUUUUUCACUCCCUAAAAUUCAAACAAUCCUCGCACAAUUAUUCCUGCUGUCUGCAUUGUGCUGUUAAAGAGGCUUUGAUUGAUUGAACCUCUACCUUUUUUCCAGCUAAUAUUAGAAGCAUUUUUUAUCUUUUGUUUAAUAUAUAUUAUCCAUUUAUCUGGACAUUAGUAACAAGUGGCCAUCAGUAUUUGACUGGACUGUUUUGUGUUUCAGGUGGUUGCUGGGGUGUGACCUCAGAUAUGACCAUUCACCACCCUUAACAUAUGCAGUGUUAUCACAAAUACAAUCUUCAGCUGUCAGAUAGUGACUGAUUGGAUUUAUAUCCUUCUCAUGUACUGUACAAGUGUUGCUUCACUGUAAGCCAAAAUUUUAUUUUGGUAUUUGUUUUUAUUUGUCUCCAUGGUCCUUAUACAACAGAGAAAAGUCAUGACCCCUUUUUACCCCCACAUUUUUCCAGGUUAGCCUUCCCUCUCAUAAAUUCACUCAUAAAUGUCAAAUAUUUGGAUGAAAAAGGCCAAUCCCAUGCAAAGUUCAAGAAAAUCACCUGAUAUUUGUAUUCAUCAUACACCUCGUGAUAAACAUCUAUGAUGUAAGUCUAUUAGUUUCAUUUAAGUCAAACUUUUGAAUGGUCUAAACUUGAACCAUGAACCAUGGCAUAACAUAUUUAAUAUACAUUUAAUUAAGCCUCACUAUCAAGUCAGAGUCUAAUGUAUACUUUUAAUGUUUCUCAGAUAAGAAUCCAUUCUUCACGAGAUGAGAAACAUUUCCCAGUCGUAUAAAACUCAUAGAGCUUAUACAGUUAAUCUCCUGGAUAAUAUGAAAAAUGCAGCUGCCGUCCAGCCUUAAACCAGAUCCUGAUAAGUUUUUUAUCAUACACGUGAAAAAUGUCGACACUAAAAAGGAGAAUUUUGGCAUGCGAUUAGUCGGUUGGUGACUUGGCAUCGAUGCAGGCAGCAUGACACCUUCUCCCUGAUUGGCUUCCUCUGCAUUACCAAGACAAAUAAAAGGCCAUUAGCCGAGAUGCCAUUCAUCCAGAUGCCAGGUUUUCCAGUUCAGGGUAAGAUUUAUUUGCAAAUAUGAUAACUAUAUAUUUUAGUGACAAUUCUUAAAUUGGAUUUAUAAACUGAAGCAAAUCUCUACGAAUCUUUGAAUGGUAAAUCACUAUGUAUAGCUCAAAGUGACUUCUGUACUUUUUUUAAUAACAGUCUUAAAAUGUGGAUUAUUGUAGUGUCUCUCAGACUUGAUCAUGCUCUGAUGAACGUGUCAUGCCAAAAAUGUCAGAUUUGUCAGUCUACUGGUGGUACAUAAAAGUCUGAAAAAGGUCAAACCUCAACAAUACCUGUAGUAUAAGGAACGACUGUAUGUUGCUGGAGUUUUCAGACAUUUCCCUUCUCUGUGCACAUUGAAAAUAGGCAGUGUUGUAGGGAAGGAAACUGCUUCUCUGGUUCUUGUAAAUGAAAUUCACCAAUAUGAUUUCAGGGAUGAGGCCAUGCUGUCAGUUUUAUUACCACUGGAGUACUGCCUGUUAAAAUAUGUUUUGGGGGAAAGAAGCACUUUCCAUUUCUUGAACUUGUCUGUUAAACUGUGAUGUUUUCAAAUGAUAAUACUUAAUAUGUAUAUUUCCAAAUAUAGAUAUUUUAUUUUUGGGAAAUUCCAAGAGAGAGAUAAGACAAAAAAAAAAAAAAAUCCAGUAUGUUUGUCUCCAAAACCUGUGUUUGUGUAUCUGCAGUAUAUCUGUUAAUUUUGGUGAUUGAUUUGAUGUGUGUGCAUUAUUUUAGGUUUAACAAUGAAAGGGCUGGGCUACUGUCUUGUGGGUUUUCUGGUGGUUGGGCUCUGUUCUGCCUCACCAGCAGGAAGAGAGUUUGCCACAUCUUUCAUGCAUAACCUCGGGAGUGAUAAUAGCGAAACUCAUUUCCUGGUUGAGGUUGCAGCUCUGCCCUCCUCAAAAGGCAGCACCAGAGUGAAGGUGACUGCUGUGGGUAGGGUCUAUGAGAGGGACAUUGAUCCCGGUAAGAGUGUAUCCUUCAAGCUGCCCAACAGCGUGGAGAUGGAAGGCAGUAAAAAGUCCCGUCAGGCUGUGCUGAUUGAGGCUAGCCAAGAUGUCACUGUGAUGUCUCUCAACUUCAAGCAAUACACGGCAGACACCUCUGUGGUUUACCCUGUGAAGGACUGGGGGACUGAGUAUAUCAUAUUCACUCCAUCCAGCUCUAAAAGAGGCGCCUACAAAGAAUUUUCUAUCACCAACCACAAGGAGCCCAACACUGUUGAGAUUUUCCUGCGUGGCUCAGUCAAAUUUGAGGGGAAAUAUUACAGGAAAGGAAGCAAGAUGACCAUAAAUCUAGAGCCAUUUGAGACUGUUCAGAUUCAAAGUGACGAUAACCUGAGUGGCACUAAAGUAGAUUCAAGCCUUCCUGUUGCUGUGUCCUCAGGACACAGCUGUUUUCAGAAAUACACCUCCUGCAACCACGUAUAUGAACAACUUCUCCCUGUCAACAGCUGGGGCAAAGAAUUCAUCAUUGUACCCCUGCCUUAUCUUAACGUCUUUACCAAUUCACAUGACAGCGUUUUUGUCCAAGCAUCCCAGCACUCCACAAUUACUGUAAAAGUUAAUGGACAGGUCCAGAGUUACCCUAUGUUUCCAGGACAAACUCUUGAGCUCUACUCUUAUUGGCCACAAGCUAUUUAUCUGACAUCUGACAAGGGGGUCCAGGUCCUAUUUGAAUUCAAUGGGGGCCCUGAUUACCCAAUACAGUAUUAUGACCCUUUCCUGAUGACUAUACUGCCCACAGAUCAUUUUAGCACUUCCUACUCCCUACAGGGACAGGGUGAUUUCUACAACAAUAUUAUAGUUGUGGCUAAAAACAAAGACCUUGAUGGCAUCAAAAUUGAUCCUCAGCCUCAGUCUGCUAACUUUGACUGGCAAAAAGUAGAGGGGACUGAUUUCUCCUGGGCUGAAAUGUACUACAGCAGUGGGGCAAGCUUCUCUCACAUAUCUCACCCCAAAUCCCCAUUCGGCAUCUACAGUUUUGGUGUUGCUUAUGCUAAUGGGUAUGGAUCUCCUGCAUCUGCUGACCAAGCAGAGAAACAUGACUGCAGCACCACAAAAUGUCCUGAAGAUGAAAUGUGCCAAAUGAAAGGAAACACCCCAACAUGUGUCAAAAAAACGGUCAUCAAAGCAGGUGCCUGUUGGGCCAUGGGUGAUCCUCACUACCGCACAUUCGAUGGCAAGUACUACAAUUUCAUGGGCAACUGCACCUACACGAUGGUCAAGAACUGCCAUGUUGGGGAAGACUUUCCAGCCUUUGAGGUUGACGCUCAUAAUGACAAACGUACCGAUUCAAAGGUCACAUUUGUCGGCAAGGUGAUCAUUAAGGUCUAUGGGUACACUAUGGCCAUAGUACGAUCAGAGUUCGGCCUUGUCAGGAUGGACUACACACUGUGGAAUCUCCCCAUCAACCUGGGCAAUGGCAAGGUGAAGUUAUCCCAGAGCGGCCUGUCUGUCAUUGUAGAGACAGAUUUUGGCCUGACUGUGCAGUAUGACUGGAAGGACUAUCUUCUCAUCACAGUGCCGGGCAGUUUUUCUGGCAAGGUGUGUGGCAUGUGUGGAAACUUCAACAGAAAAAAGGACGAUGACAUGGUGACUCCUACUGGCUCACUGGCCAGCAGUGCGGUGGCCCUUGGCAAGAGCUGGAGGGUCCCUGAUCUACCAGAGGAUGCUCAGUGUCGAGACGAAUGUGAGGGCCAGUGUCAGACCUGUGAAACCCCCAGCUUUUUCGGCAGCAUAUCACAAAAGAUCUUCUGCAGCUUGCUUACCAGCAUCAUGGAUGGGCCGCUCAGUGACUGUAAUGCUGUCAUUGAAUCCAAAGUCUUCCAUGAGAUGUGUUCGUAUGAUGUGUGCAUGGGCAAGGGGAUGAAAAACUUCCUGUGUGACACCUUGCAAGUGUACGCUGAUGCCUGUCAGAGGGCCGGCAUUAAAAUUUACGACUGGAGGCACCUUGCCCACUGCUCUGCACCCACAUGCCCAGAGAACAGCCAUUAUGAGUUCUGCGGGAAUGCCUGCCCUGCCACCUGUGAAAACCCAGAUGCUGCUACACAUUGCAGAAAAAGCUGUGUGGAGACCUGUGUCUGUGACAAGGGCUUCCUGCUUAGUGGCACUAAGUGUGUCCCUAAGGCCCAGUGUGGUUGUUUGUACAAAGGUCACUACAUAGAUGCCGGAGCCUCUUUCUUCACUGAAAACUGCACAGAGAAGUGCACAUGCAACCAAGUUACCAAGACAGUUGACUGUGAGAAACCAGGUUGUAAGCAGGGGUAUGAGUGCAAGGUGGUUGAUGACCUUAUGGGAUGUCACCCACUGACCUACGCUGAGUGCAGCGUGACCCGUGGCCCUCACUUUGAGACCUUUGAUAGGCACGACUACAACUUCCACGGCACCUGUGUGUAUCAGUUGGCUGGGGUCUGCUCGAAAGAUCCUUCCCUGCAGCAGUUUGAAGUUUUGGUGCAAAAUAAUGCCAAUGGCAAAAGAGCUGGCUCGGGUGCACAGUUGGUGGAGGUCAAAGUUUAUGGGAAUUCCAUCGUUGUCACAAGAAGGCGCAAUGGCAAAGUCUUGGUAAAUGGAGAAAUUGAAAACUUACCUGUCACACAAAGGAAUUUCACAGUUCACCUUAUUGGCGACUCUGCUGAGAUCAAGACUGACUUUGGGCUGCAAGUUUCCUAUGACUGGCAUUCAACAGUACAAGUCAAAGUCCCCAGUACAUAUGCUAAUGCAAUGUGUGGUCUGUGUGGCAAUUACAAUAACAACCCCAAAGAUGACCUACUUUUGAGCAACGGUACUCUGGCAGAGUCUGCAGAGGAACUAGGAAAAAGCUGGAGGGUUGCUGUGAUCCCAGGCUGUGUUGAUGGCUGCAAGGACAAGAACGAAUGUCCAAGCUGUGACAUCACCCAGAAAGAGAAAUAUGAGACCAAUGAGUACUGUGGUUUAAUACGAAACCCCUCAGGCCCCCUCCGUGCAUGCCACACUAUCAUAAAUCCUGAAAGCAUUUUUAAGAAUUGUGUGUACGAUAUGUGCCUCUAUAAUGGCAAGAGAGGCUCCUGGUGUAGCCAUCUCCGCAGGUACACUAUAGAAUGCCAAAGGAAAGGUGUCAACGUGUCCCAGUGGAGGACAAAAGACUUCUGUCCCAUAUCUAACAUGAUGCAUCCUGACAACAGUCACUAUGAACACUGUGGCAAUGUUUGCCAUGCAACCUGUGCCGAUGGGUUACCCCCCAAAGACUGCAAGAGGCCCUGUGAGGAGGGAUGGGUGUGCAAUAAUGGCUACCUACUCAGUGGAGACACGUGUGUGCCUUUAGACCAGUGUGGAUGCAUUGAGAAACACAAAUAUUAUAAGAAGGGACAAACCUUUCUGUCUGAAGACUGUCAUCAGAGGUGCACCUGCAAUGGCUCAGUGAUGUGUAAGCCGUACUCAUGUGGGCCAUUUGAGAACUGCACGCUGAACAAGAACAUUCGAUCAUGUCAACAAGUGGAAAAUGCAACCUGCACAAUCUCAGGUGAUCCACAUUACAAAAACUUUGACAGCCAUCACUAUGACUUCCAAGGCACCUGCACCUACACUGCAGCUACGCUGUGCCAUCAGGAAAGCUCAGAUCUCCAACAUUUCUCCGUGGUUGUGGAGAAUGAGAAGUGGACAAGGACAGAUGUGCCACAUUUGUCUGUAGCCAAGCUUGUUGCUGUGGAGGUGUACGGCCACACCCUGAUCCUCAAAAGUAAUCAACUUCAUACGAUCAUGGUGAAUGGCACCUUGAGAUACAUUCCACUGAACCUCAAUGACGGACAAGUUGAAGUCUUCCAAGAAGGCUUUCACUAUGCUAUUGUAGCAGAUUUUGGCCUGAAAGUGACUUAUGACAUGAUCUACAGAGUUGAAGUCACCAUUGCUGAAAGCCACAUAGGCAAAACCUGUGGUCUGUGCGGCAGUUUUAAUAACAAGACACGUGAGUAUGAGCUGCCUGAUGGAAAAAUGACCACUGACGUAAAGACCUUUGGAGCAGCAUGGAAAACGGACGUUUCAGAGGUGACCUGUGAAGAUGGCUGCAGAGGUGACGAGUGCCCCAAAUGUGACAACGCUCAAAAGAAAAUCUUUGAGAGGGAUUGUGGAGUAAUCAAGUCAAAAGAUGGUCCCUUUGCUGCAUGCCACAGUCAACUAGAUCCUGAAUAUUAUUACCUGGAUUGUGUCUAUGAUGUUUGCAUGUCUAAAGGAGACCGCAAGGUUCUUUGCAACAGUAUCUCAGCAUAUGUAACUGAUUGUCAGACCAUUGGAGUAAAGAUCAAGAACUGGAGGACACCUGAUUUCUGCCCGAUUCAGUGUUCUGAAAACAGCAACUACCAGAUCUGUGCUGAAACCUGUGCCUAUCCAUGCCCCGGUCUCAUCGACGUCAUCACCUGCCCAUUCACUUGUAUGGAGGGCUGCAGCUGUAAGGAAGGCUACUACUUCAAUGGGACUGGCUGUGUUGCCUUGGAGGAUUGUGGUUGUUACUACAAAGGACAAACAUAUAAGAUUGGUGAGCCUGUGUCGACUGACAGCUGCCAGCGGAAAUGCAACUGUACAACAUCUGGUGAAGUGGAGUGUGAGGACUUUUCAUGCAAAGCUACAGAAAUCUGUGAGCUCAAGAAUGGUAUCCCCAGCUGCCAUCCCAAAGAGUGCCGGAUAGAGACCGGAGGAUCCAUUACCCUUUUCAAUGGGGCGAACGGCAAUAUCCAAUGUCAUGGGAGCUUAUGAGAUCAUCACACACUGCGACCAAUCAGCUGCUGACUGGUUCAGGGUUGUGGCUAAGCUCCAGGAAUGCAGACUGACUGGUGUGAAGAGUGUUGUAGCUGUUUAUGUCUACUUUAAUGACCUGAGUGUCACUAUCACAGACAAACAGGAGACCUGGGUCAAUGGUAAAAGGGUGACUACUCUCCCCAGCCAGCCCAGAAAUAAUGUUGUUGUGAGUCUGAAUGAGAAAGAGAACACCAUAGUCAUCGAGAUGACUUCGCACUUCAAGUUGUCUUACAGCAUCACAGAGAAGGUCAUUGUGACUGUGAGUGAGAGCAUGAUGGAUAAGGCAUGCGGAGCAUGUGACAAACUCCACCCCGUCAGACACUUCAGGGAGUUAUUGGAGGAAACGAUGCAGCAGUACAUGGCCUCAUUUUCUGCACAAGACUUCCCUACGUGUGAGUUGCAGUGAGUUGUGAAAGAGACCUCGUCUUGUCAUCACCCAGUGAUCAACUCACCAGUAUCAUCAUCUGCAGAAAAUUCUACAAUAAAUCAACACUGAAAGUUUUAUUUGAAGUAUGGUAUUUGAGUUAAUUUUUGCCCUCAAACUUUUGAUGAAAUGGGUUUGUGAAAUAAUCACAUAAUAAACUUCAUGUUUCAACAGCGA